Aethina tumida (small hive beetle) is the source of this 1602-nucleotide messenger RNA. RefSeq lists its product as uncharacterized. NCBI's taxonomy places the organism in Eukaryota, Metazoa, Arthropoda, Insecta, Coleoptera, Nitidulidae. The record is from RefSeq and is a predicted model, not a curated record. Bases 1 to 1602 code for a protein of 533 amino acids. The transcript has a single exon.
AUGGAGGUGUUUCGUAAAGAGGACUUGGAUGCCAAGAACAAUAAAACUUUGGAAAAAGUAAUGGAAAAUUAUAGUAAUUAUUUAAAAUUUCAGCGAGACCUGAGAAAAGCCAACCCGAAAUAUAGUGUUAACACUAUAAGUAAACGUGGGGCGCAGCUUUGGCAAUACUUAAAUGCUCCAGAUAAAGCAUUACGGGACGAGAGAUCUCAAAGCAAUAAGAAAAAACAACAUAAGGAGACAGUCAAGGCAGGUGUCAAUUCUGUCAAAAAUAGUGACAAGUUUAAGACGGCGCUCAAACGACGAGCAAAGUCCCCUAAAUAUGCGACGAAACGAAAAAGACCUAGACUUGAAGUCUGUGUGAGUACUAGCUUGGAACCUGAACCAAUGAGUAGCCAGGUAACACAAAGACCUCAAUUAUUAAAGGAAUUAGCGACUGAAACGAAAGCAUCGAAAUCUCCAAUGAGAAGGAAAAUAGCGAAGAGACGAACUGUGUCCCAAAAAAAGGCGAAUGCGAAUGUAACUCUGGACAACGAAGCUCGAGAAAGAUCAGUGUUGGCGAAGAAAACAGCACAAUUAUUGAAAGAUUUGAACAAUGAAGCGAUUGAAGGCCAGUUGAAAAAGCCAAAUAAACUGAAUACCCCAUAUUCAAAAGCUGCUCUUCCAGAAGAAUAUGGUUCACUUCGCAUGUCGGAGUUCAAAAGUCUGAAUGCAACUUACUCUAAAUCACCUAACCAUUCGAUGGUUGGAAAAUCGCCAAAGAGAACGAAUAAAUCGAAAGUAAAAAGAAAAAUUAGCUCAAACUUCAGCUCAGAUGAAGAGUACGAACCAAAGAUUAAGAGUCGAAGAGAACAAAGUAAACCGGCGAAGUCCUCAAAAACCAAAAAAGUGACAAGAAGACAAGCGGGAAAUAAAUCUACAUUAAAAAGGAUAAGAUCAGUCGUCACAUGUGGUAUUGAAUCCCAAGAAGCUCGUAAGGCAUUGCCAAAGAAGCGAAAACCCCAGAAAUCAAUGAGCACCAGAUCUUCAAAAAGACACAACAAAUCUAAAUUAAAAAAGGUAUCAUCAAAUAUAAGCCACAAUAAAGUAUAUGAAGCAUUUGAUAAGUCAUCUAUUAGAAGUCGCAUGGCACAACUGGUAAAACAAUUUCUUGUUGAACAUAAAUCUACAGACAAACUGGAGAGUGGCAAAAAAUCUAAAAAAAAGCUUAAACCUAAAUUAAAGAAAUUGAUACCAAUAACACCAAAAUCUAGUAAAACUGAAGAACACGAACUGGAGAGUUUAAUGCACAAGAAUCGAAGUACUCAGGUUUUUAUGGAUUCAAAUACUGAAAAUAAUUACCCAUCGCCAUCAAACGUAAUUAACCGAAUCAAUUCAGCGCAGCAAAGUAGAGCGAGUAGCAUUAAAACAGAUGACAGUUUCAAUUUAUUGUUCAAUCCGGCACAUAAGCCACCGAUGAAGAGCAAAAGUGCGGUUCUGUACAAUGAAUUGACUGGGAAAAAUAAACCUCGCUACAAAAAGAGCAGACAAUGGAUAAAUCAAUCUAAUCUAAUGGAAGUGAGAGCAAAUAUCAAUUCAAUACGAACAACUCCAGCUACUGAUUAG